AAAAGCACUCAAAAAAGAGUCUGAAACCAUACAAAACAAAACUCCAUCACCAAUUCCUUUCUUGCUUUGAGAGCAAACCCACUUUGCUUUGCCUUGCCCUUGCCCCACAUCUCUCCCAAAGUAUCUAUACUCUCUCUUUCUAUCUCUGUACAAAUACCUAAAAAGAUGAUCUCUUUCAUUUGCAAACAAGCUACAUCGAAACCAGUGAGACCUGAAACUGAGAGGCUGAGUAUUGGUGGUGCUUUUCGGAAAUGGCGAGCUCCAGCGGGACGAAGAACAAUCCGGACCCGCCGAGGUCGUUAUCGAGGCGAAUGACGAAAAUGCCCACGAGGGUUUUGGACUUGCCGGCUGAGGACGAGGCGUUGGAUGUGCCCUCGUGCCUUGCCUCAAUUGCUCCCAUUUUUCGUGUCGCCAAUGAGAUUGAGAAGGAAAACCCUAGGGUUGCCUACCUCUGCCGCUUCCAUGGAUUUGAGAAGGCGCACACAAUGGAUCCAACAUCAAGUGGACGUGGUGUUCGUCAGUUUAAGACACAUCUUUUGCACAGACUUGAAAAGGAAGAAGAAGAGACAAGACAUCAGCUUGCUAAAUCUGAUACAAAAGAAAUCCUGUAUUUUUACCACCAAUUUUAUCGGAACAAUAUCCUAGAAGGAGAAUACACAAAAAAACCGGAAGAGAUGGCUAGGAUUAUUCAGAUUGCAACUGUACUAUAUGACGUGCUCAAGACAGUGGUACCUCAACCUCAAAUUGAUCAACAGACACAGAAAAUUGCUGAAGAUGUCAAGAGGAAAAGGGAGCAGUAUGUAAACUAUAACAUUCUUCCGUUAUAUACUGUUGGUGUUAAACCAGCAAUUAUGGAACUGCCUGAGAUCAAAGCAGCACUUCAUGCUCUACAAAAUGUGAAUGGUCUUCCAAUGCCAAUAGUGCAUUUAAAACCCAUGAAUCCUGAUGACAAGUCAACAAUGCCUACCGAGAGGAUUAAACCUGUCAACGAUAUACUCGAUUGGCUUUCCUCUAUUUUUGGGUUUCAGAAAGGAAAUGUUGCAAAUCAGAGGGAACACUUAAUCUUGCUACUUGCCAACAUGGAUGUAAGACAUAGAAAUCUUGAAAAUUACACACAGUUGAAUAGUGGCACUGUACAGCAUUUGAUGGAGAAAAUUUUUAAGAACUAUCGUUCAUGGUUUAACUAUUUGCAUUGCAAAUCAAAUCUCAAGUUUCCUCAAGGUUCUGACAGACAACAGUUGGAGCUUAUUUACAUUGGACUCUAUCUUCUCAUAUGGGGUGAAGCUUCAAAUAUUCGAUUCAUGCCUGAAUGCUUAUGCUACAUUUUCCAUCAGAUGGCCAACGAGGUAUAUGGAAUUUUAUAUAGCAAUGUUCAUCCGGUUAGUGGAGAAACAUACCAAACAACAGCACGUGACGAAGAAUCUUUUCUGAGGGAUGUUGUAACUCCUAUCUACCAGGUGUUGUACAAGGAAGCAAAGAGAAACAAAAAUGGCAAGGCAAGUCAUUCAAGAUGGAGAAAUUAUGAUGAUCUAAAUGAAUAUUUUUGGUCUGACAAAUGUUUUAGGCUAGGGUGGCCAAUGGACCCUAAAGCAGAUUUCUUUAGGCAUUCAGAUGGGAUUCCACCAGCAAAUGAGAGGACAAAUCAAGCUGCUGGUGGGAGGAGGAAACCUAAAACAAACUUUGUGGAAGUCCGAACAUUUUGGCACCUGUACCGAAGUUUUGAUCGAAUGUGGAUAUUCUUCAUAUUGGCUUUCCAGGCUAUGGUUAUUGUUGCAUGGAGUUCUUCUGGAUCUCUGACUGCUUUCUUUGAUGCGGAUGUCUUCAGAAGUGUUUUAAGCAUCUUCAUCACUUAUGCUUUCCUCAAUUUAUUACAAGCCACUCUGGAUAUUGUUCUUAGUUGGAAUGCCUGGAAGAGCUUGAAGCUCACUCAAAUACUACGAUACCUCUUGAAAUUUGCAGUAGCUGGUGUGUGGGCUGUGGUUCUGCCUGUUGGUUAUUCUAGUUCUGUGCAGAAUCCUACUGGACUUCUGAAAUUCUUCAGCAGUUGGGCUAGGGAUUGGCGGAAUCAGACAUUUUAUAACUAUGCUGUUGCAAUCUAUCUACUUCCUAAUAUAUUGGCUGCUGUGCUAUUUUUUCUUCCACCUUUACGGAGACACAUAGAGCGAUCAAACUGGCGCAUUGUCACUCUUUUUAUGUGGUGGGCUCAGCCAAAACUGUAUAUAGGAAGAGGCCUGCAUGAGGACGUCUUUUCACUGCUGAAAUAUACUUUGUUUUGGAUCAUGCUGCUAAUCAGCAAGCUAUCGUUCAGCUAUUUUGUGGAGAUACUGCCGCUUGUUGGACCAACAAAAGUGAUAAUGAAGAUGCCUAUUAGUAAUUAUCAAUGGCAUGAGUUCUUUCCAAAUGUAACUCAUAAUAUGGGCGUUGUUAUUGCAAUAUGGGCUCCAAUUGUCCUGGUUUAUUUUAUGGAUGCACAAAUAUGGUAUGCAAUAUUUUCUACUCUGUUUGGUGGGAUUCAUGGAGCCUUCAGCCAUUUGGGUGAGAUACGGACCCUUGGGAUGUUGCGGUCCAGAUUUGAGUCUGUGCCUUCAGCUUUCAGUAAUCGUCUUAUGCCAUCCCCAAAUAAGGAUGCCAAAAAGAAAAGACAAUUGGAGGAUGAGGCACUCGAACGAAAGAACAUUGCCGAUUUCUCUAAUGUGUGGAAUGAGUUCAUAAAUUCUAUGCGAUUGGAAGACCUGAUCAGCAAUAGUGAUAAAGAUCUGCUGCUUGUUCCAUCUUCUUCAAAUGAUGUGUCUGUUGUUCAGUGGCCUCCUUUCUUGCUUGCUAGUAAGAUUCCUAUAGCAUUAGACAUGGCAAAAGAUUUUACGGGGAAGGCAGAUGAUGAUUUAUUUAGAAAGAUUAAGAGUGAUGAUUAUAUGUACUCGGCAGUAAUUGAAUGCUAUGAGACACUUAGGGAUAUUAUAUUUGGCCUUCUGGAUGAUGCAGCGGAUAAGAUGAUUGUAAAGCAGAUAUGUUACGAAGUAGACAGUAGUAUACAGCAGGAAAAAUUUUUGACCUAUUUCCGGAUGAGUGGGCUGCCAUUUCUUAGCGAGAGGUUGGAGAAAUUUCUAAAACUCUUGCAGCUUGCCGAAGAUGAGAAUGUCGAGAAUUCCAUGCGUCAGAUAAUCAAUGUCCUUCAAGAUAUCAUGGAGAUUAUCACACAGGAUGUAAUGGUCAACGGCCAUCAAAUACUGGAAGCAGCUCACUACAUUGAUGGUCAAAAUGUCAAGAAGGAGCAAAGGUUUCAAAAGAUUAACAUAUUCCUUACACAGAAUGCAGCUUGGAGGGAGAAGGUCGUUAGACUUCGUUUGCUUUUGACCGUCAAGGAAUCUGCCAUCAAUGUGCCUCAAAACUUGGAAGCUCGCAGGCGCAUCACCUUCUUUGCAAACUCCUUAUUCAUGAACAUGCCACGUGCUCCCAAAGUUCGUGACAUGCUCUCAUUUAGUGUUCUGACUCCUUAUUACAAAGAAGAUGUCCUCUAUUCUGAUGACGAACUUACGAAGGAAAAUGAGGACGGAAUCUCAAUUUUGUUCUACCUGCAGAAAAUAUAUCCUGAUGAAUGGACAAAUUUCCAGGAUCGCAUAAAGGAUCCUAAGAAUGAGUUUUCUGAUAAGGACAAGUCAGAGUUAAUUCGCCAGUGGGUAUCUUAUAGGGGACAGACACUUUCUAGAACAGUGAGGGGGAUGAUGUACUAUAGGAAGGCUCUAGACAUUCAGUGUGUCCUGGAAACAGCAGGAGAUAGUGCUAUUUUGGGAGGCUACCACACCAUGGAAUUAAGCGAAAAUGAUGAGAAGGCUUUUGUUGAUCGUGCACAAGCUCUGGCAGAUUUGAAGUUUACUUAUGUAGUUUCUUGUCAGAUGUAUGGUGCUCAGAAAAAUUCUCCUGAUACUCGAGACAAAAGUUGUUACACUAAUAUCCUGAAGCUGAUGCUAACGUAUCCAUCUCUACGUGUUGCUUACAUAGAUACAAGGGAGGAGCAUGUGAAUGGAAAAUCACAAAAAGCUCACUUUUCUGUUCUAGUCAAGGGUGGUGACAAAUGGGAUGAGGAAAUAUACCGCAUCAAGCUUCCAGGUCCUCCAACAGUAAUUGGUGAAGGAAAACCUGAAAAUCAAAAUCAUGCCAUUAUCUUUACUCGUGGAGAAGCCCUGCAGACAAUAGACAUGAAUCAGGAUAAUUACUUUGAAGAAGCUUUCAAAAUGAGAAAUGUGUUGGAGGAAUUCCUAAAGCCUCGUCUUGGGCAACGGAAACCCACAAUAUUGGGGCUACGGGAGCAUAUAUUCACUGGAAGUGUUUCAUCACUUGCUUGGUUUAUGUCGAAUCAAGAGACUAGUUUUGUAACUAUUGGUCAAAGAAUUUUGGCAAAUCCGCUGAGGGUACGGUUCCAUUAUGGUCAUCCUGAUAUAUUUGACAGAAUCUUCCACAUAACAAGGGGUGGCAUAAGCAAAGCUUCAAAAGUAAUUAACUUAAGCGAGGAUAUAUUUGCAGGGUACAAUUCAACUAUGCGUGGGGGAUUUAUAACACAUCACGAGUAUAUCCAAGUAGGCAAGGGGCGUGAUGUGGGAAUGAAUCAAAUAUCGCUUUUUGAGGCUAAGGUUGCAAAUGGAAAUGGAGAACAGACACUUAGCCGCGAUGUUUACCGGCUUGGGCGUCGGUUUGAUUUCUAUAGAAUGCUGUCUUUUUACUUCACAACCGUUGGAUUCUAUUUUAGUAGUAUGGUAACUGUGCUGACUGUAUAUGUGUUUUUAUAUGGACGUGUCUACUUGGUCAUGAGUGGAUUGGAGAGCGAGAUCCUGGAUAACCCAGCCAUACAUGAAAACAAGGCCUUCGAAGAGUCUUUGGCUACCCAGUCUGUCUUUCAACUGGGCUUGUUGCUUGUGCUUCCCAUGGUAAUGGAAAUUGGCCUGGAGAAAGGGUUCCGCACUGCGUUGGGUGAUUUUAUCAUCAUGCAGCUGCAGCUGGCCUCUGUUUUCUUCACAUUCCAACUAGGAACAAAAGUACAUUACUAUGGAAGGACAAUCUUACAUGGAGGAUCUAAAUACCGAGCAACUGGCCGUGGUUUUGUUGUUUUCCAUGCCAAGUUUUCCGAGAACUACAGGCUAUACUCACGCAGUCACUUUGUGAAAGGGUUGGAGCUGCUUAUUCUGCUGAUUGUGUAUGGAGUCUACGGGAAAGCUUAUAAGAGCUCAAAUCUUUAUUUUUUCAUCACUUUCUCCAUGUGGUUUCUGGUUGCUUCCUGGUUGUUUGCUCCUUUUGUAUUCAAUCCAUCCAGCUUUGACUGGCAGAAAACUGUAGAUGAUUGGACAGAUUGGAAGAGGUGGAUGGGAAAUCGUGGUGGUAUUGGGAUCUCACCUGACAAAAGUUGGGAAUCAUGGUGGGAUGAAGAACAGGAACACCUCAAACACACAGUUAUCCGGGGAAGAGUUAUUGAGAUAAUACUUGCAUGUCGCUUCUUUGUUUACCAAUAUGGAAUUGUUUACCACCUUGAUAUAGCUCAUCACAUCAAGAGUCUGCUGGUUUAUGGACUUUCUUGGGUAGUUAUGCUAACCGUUCUUCUCGUCUUAAAGAUGGUUUCUAUGGGUAGACGAAGAUUUGGCACAGACUUCCAGCUCAUGUUCAGGAUUCUGAAAGCACUUCUUUUUCUUGGUUUCAUGUCAGUCAUGACUGUCCUAUUUGUUGUUUGUGGCCUUACUAUCUCAGAUCUAUUUGCUGCUAUCCUUGCCUUCUUGCCCACAGGAUGGGCCCUUCUUCUGAUUGGGCAAGCAUGCAGGAGGAUGGUUAAGGGUCUAGGAUUCUGGGAGUCAAUAAAGGAGCUGGGGAGAGCAUACGAUUAUAUAAUGGGACUUAUAAUCUUCAUGCCCAUAGCCAUUUUGUCAUGGUUCCCAUUCGUAUCGGAGUUCCAAACACGUUUGCUCUUCAACCAAGCAUUCAGUAGAGGCCUACAAAUUUCAAUGAUUCUUGCAGGGAGGAAAGACAAGACGACGUCACGGGAACAGACUUGAAAUGGCAUCUGAUCUGCUUCCAAGUUUUUAGCAUAUCUCAGGUUCAUAUCCACAUUAGAAUAUAAUUUAUUAUGUGAAAAAUUCCACAGAACCACAGAUACUAAUUUUAUGGGGGAGGAGAUCAAGUAGAGUGACUUGUAUUUCUUUUUAUUUGCCUCUCACUGCCUAUUUAAUUUUCGUACUUUCAUGUAUAUUAUUAGAAUAGAAACCUACUGGAUUGCUGCUGCUACCUUGUUUCCGCUUGUGAUGUUUAAUUCAAAAUUUUGAAUCUUCAUUGGAUUUGUAAGAUA
Molecule: messenger RNA, 6325 nt
Organism: Prunus dulcis (almond)
Lineage: Eukaryota; Viridiplantae; Streptophyta; Magnoliopsida; Rosales; Rosaceae
Product: callose synthase 7
Exons: 42
Coding region: 252-6035 (1927 amino acids)
Biological process (GO): (1->3)-beta-D-glucan biosynthetic process
Cellular component (GO): 1,3-beta-D-glucan synthase complex; plasma membrane
Molecular function (GO): 1,3-beta-D-glucan synthase activity
Source: RefSeq, a predicted model, not a curated record